CUACUACUACGUACUAGAGCUUGUGCGCCUCUCGACUCCCAUAUCAAGACCUCGACGCAUGUGCUCUUCGCAAAUUCCUAGAAAGUUCUCCUCGUCGUUGCUAGUCGUUCUAGCCGAUCUUUCGAGGCCAUGGCGCGCGGUGAUUGGCUGUGACGGACAACCGCGCGCGCUUUGAUUGGCUUAGGUGUCCCGAAUUUAAGCGAGCCAUUGGUUGGUGCGCGUGUCAUAGAUUCGGCAUGUGCCGAAUACAGCCUCCGGCCCCUGCAAGGUCGCAGCUUUGAUUCUCCACCGCAGCAACCAGAAGCACCAUGGACAGCCAAGCAGCCAGCACCAAACCGAAGCGCAACCGCAACCACUGGAAGCGAAAGAACAAGGCCGCGACCGACGACGCUACGCCCGUAGCCUCGCCCGCGCCGACCAUGCCCAAGAAGCUCAAGGCCACGCCGGCGCCUGAGGUUGUGGCCCUGCCGACUGCCCAGGCCGUGGGCCCGCCGCCGGCGCCUGCCCGCGAAAGCACCGCCACGUCCAUCGUUCAUUUGAGCGACGUCUCGUUCAAGUCGCUGAGCAUCUCGAAGGAGUCGGCGCAAGCGCUCUCGGACGUGAUGAAGUACGACAAGAUGACCAAGGUCCAGAACGAGACGCUGCCGAUCGUGAUGCAGGGCAAGGAUGUGCUUGCCAAGUCCAAGACGGGUACGGGUAAGACCAUGGCUUUUCUUUUGCCGACGAUCGAGACGCUCGCCAAGACGACGCGCCACAGCAACGAGAUCUUGGCGCUCAUCCUCUCGCCGACGCGUGAACUGGCCUCGCAGAUCGACGUCGAGGCCAAGAAACUCACGACGUUCCACAAGAACAUUCCCGUGGCGUGCAUGGUCGGUGGCACGAGCAUGUCCAAGGACCUUCGCAAGUUGCAGCAACCCCAAGGCUUUGCCAUCCUCGUGGCCACGCCCGGCCGCCUCCAUGACCACAUCAAGAAUGACACGGGUGGCAUGCAAGGCCGCUUGCGCCACGUGCAAGUGCUCGUCCUCGACGAAGCCGACCGCCUCCUCGACAUGGGGUUCCGCGACGAAAUCGAGCGCAUCUUGUCGUACUUGCCGACGGCGCGCCAGACGCUCCUCUUCUCGGCGACGCUGCCGUCGUCGCUCGAGGACAUGAAGCGCCUUGCGCUCAAGAAGAACUACGAGUACGUCGACACGGUCGGCGAGGAAGAUCAGACGAACGCGCAGGUCAACCAGUCGGUCAUCGUGUGCAAGCUCGAGGAGCACAUCGUCGCGCUCGAAGCGCUUCUCCUCGAGCACAUUGCGGCGUCGCCGGACGGGUACAAGAUCAUGGCCUUCUUCCCGACCGCCCGCGCCGCCGGCUACAUGGCGGCCGUCUUUGAGAAGGCUGGGUACCCGAUCAUCGAGAUGCACUCGCGCAAGUCGCAAAGCCACCGCACCAAGGUGGCCGAGACCUUCCGGCAGCGCGACAACCUCAUCAUGUUCUCGUCCGAUGUCUCGGCGCGUGGUGUCGACUACCCGGGCGUCAGCUUCAUCGUGCAAGUGGGCUUGACGGACCGCGAGCAGUACAUCCAUCGCCUCGGCCGCACGGGUCGUGCUGGCCGCGACGGUGAAGGCGUCUUGCUUCUCUCGGAGUUUGAGAAGCGGUUCCUCAAGGACGUGUCCGACAUGCCGAUGACGACGCGGCCCGUGCCGUCGACGAGCGCGAGCCGCGUCGCGCCGGUCGUGCAGCGCUGCGCGGCGGACAAGGCGCUUCAGCAGGCGGCCGAACAGGCGUACCAGGCGUGGCUCGGCUACUACAACUCCAACUUGAAGCGUCUCGGCCUGACCAAGGAACGCCUCGUGAGCAUGGCGGCCGAGUACAGCGUCGUCGUCGGUCUCGCCGAAGUGCCCGCGCUCCAGAAGAAGACGAUUGGCAAGAUGGGGCUCCAGAACAUGGGCCUGCGCGUUGCCGACUACGCGCCGCCCGCCCAGAACCGCGGCCAGAACCAGAACCGUGGUCCGAACCAGGGCCCGCGCCAGGGCCAGGGCAACAAGGCGGCGCCGCAAAAGCCGCAGGGCCACCUCAACCAGCCGCCGUCGCACAAACGGCGCAACUAAGCGUGAGGGACUCACUCUCAUCAACCCUAAUCCCUAAUCCUUUUCGCAUUUAAACAUAUAAACUAUCUUUGACCUAAUGCAUAUCGA
Molecule: messenger RNA, 2183 nt
Organism: Saprolegnia diclina VS20
Lineage: Eukaryota; Oomycota; Saprolegniomycetes; Saprolegniales; Saprolegniaceae
Exons: 2
Coding region: 309-2096 (595 amino acids)
Cellular component (GO): mitochondrion
Molecular function (GO): nucleic acid binding; ATP binding
Source: RefSeq, a predicted model, not a curated record